Messenger RNA from Fusarium graminearum PH-1, 774 nucleotides. RefSeq lists its product as uncharacterized. The coding region runs from base 1 to 774 and encodes 257 amino acids. Gene Ontology annotation, biological process: polysaccharide catabolic process. Gene Ontology annotation, molecular function: cellulase activity. The record is from RefSeq and is a predicted model, not a curated record. The transcript has 3 exons. NCBI's taxonomy places the organism in Eukaryota, Fungi, Ascomycota, Sordariomycetes, Hypocreales, Nectriaceae.
AUGUACAUUCUUUCCCAUACCCAACCACCUCAAGAUUUCAGCAGUUCAAAAUGGGCAGAGAAUAAAGCUCAGCUGAACAGCAAGGGCAUGCAGGCUAAUGCAGCUUGGGAUUUCUUCCUCGAUGACGAUCGGAAUAGAACUCUAUAUCCCCAAGUUGCGGCCGUUGAGAUCAUGGUCUGGCUUGGAUCAGUCGGAGACCCUUGGUGGCUAGGGCGAGCGAACAAUAGCAUUAUAUCAACCGUAACUCUGGGAAAGACAGAUUUUUCAUUAUUUUACGGGCGCAACUCGGGCGGAACCCACGUCUUUACGGCCGUCACCAAAGACAACACAGACAUCUUGUCUUUUGACGAAAACUUCUAUCCGCUUUUCAAGUUCGUUCUGCAACAAGCGUACAAGCAUAUUGACGAGCCGAACGAUCUACCGAAAGACCCCUGGCUAGGUAUCAUUGAGUUUGGGACAGAGACAUGGCUAUCGAAUGGCAACGCCACCUUUACAGCUGCCAACUUUGCGAUGGACCUGAAGAGCAAUGUGACAGAUAAUGAUCACAACUCGACUGGGUCAGGGAACGGAGGUAAUAAGACGAGUGAUGGCGAUAGGGAUAAAGGUGAUGAUGCAAGCAAAGGCAACGAGGGAGAUAAAGGAAGUGGUAAUGAUAAUGGGGACAACUCGACCAGUAAGGGAGACGAAGAAGACAAUGCGCGACGGUUAAUGAACAACUCAGUCCUGGGCUAUGUUGUGACAGCAGCGUUGGUAAUCAGUGCUGUUCUGUCAUGA